Larimichthys crocea (large yellow croaker) is the source of this 4428-nucleotide messenger RNA. It is a transcript of the gene acss2, whose product is annotated as acyl-CoA synthetase short chain family member 2. The transcript is spliced from 19 exons. The record is from RefSeq and is a predicted model, not a curated record. NCBI's taxonomy places the organism in Eukaryota, Metazoa, Chordata, Actinopteri, Sciaenidae. Gene Ontology annotation, biological process: acetyl-CoA biosynthetic process. Gene Ontology annotation, cellular component: cytoplasm. Bases 512 to 2611 code for a protein of 699 amino acids. Gene Ontology annotation, molecular function: acetyl-CoA synthetase activity.
CGCCACACACUAAAGCAGCAGCGGCGGCGGCGGCAGCUAACGGUGCUAACGGUGACCGCGGGAACAAACGCUUCAGCUCCGGCCUCCAGGACAGCAUGCCCGGCUCUGUGCCGACCGACAGGACGCGGUUGACUUCCCCUUCGAGGUGGCAGUGAGUCCGUGGAGCUAACGCAGCAGGGCCGCGGCGAGGAGCCACAUCCCUGACAGGUAGCUUAGCCUCGUUAGCCUAGCAGGACCGCUCACCCGCGUCCGUCCGUCCGCGCGUGAGUCCGCGCGGCAGGACUUUGACCAACCACAGCCACCGCGAGCUGCACCGGAACUCACCUGGACUUCACUGUGCAGUCACAGCUGGACGUGUCGGGUCCAAACAACAGAACCGAACCUCCCGAGGAACAAGACGUCUGAAUGAACUUUAGCGGCUAGCUGCAGCUUCCGUCCCGCAGAGCUCAGACUUCCGUCCCGCAGAGCUCAGACUUCCGUCCCGCAAACCACCUCCUCAUCCACCGACGAGAUGAUUCCCGACAAAGUCCCGAAGGAGGACGUGUUCCACGGGUCAGAGGAGCUGAAGAAGGAGGCUCACGUCCCCAGCUUUGAGAGAUACAAGGAGCUGUACCUGAAGUCCAUCGAGAGUCCUGAUGAGUUCUGGGCCGACGUCGCCAAAGAUUUCUUCUGGAAGACCAAACACACGGGUCCGUUCCUCGACUACAACUUCGACGUGACCAAAGGGGAAAUAUUCGUCAAGUGCAUGGACGGAGCCUCCACCAACAUCUGCUACAACGUCCUCGACCGCAACGUCCACGAGAGGAAGCUCGGCAACAAAGUGGCCUUCUACUGGGAAGGAAACGAGCCCGGAGAUGAGCUGACGGUGACGUACAGAGAGCUGCUGCAGAGAGUCUGCCAGUUUGCCAACGUCCUGAAGUCUCAGGGAGUGAAGAAAGGCGACCGUGUGUCCAUCUACAUGCCCAUGGUGGUGGAGCUGGUCGUCGCAAUGUUGGCUUGUGUCCGAAUCGGCGCCGUCCACUCCAUAGUGUUUGCAGGUUUCUCUGCUGAGUCUCUGUGUGAGAGGAUCAUGGACUCCCAGUGUUCGCUGCUCAUCACAGCAGACGGCUUCUAUCGAGGAGAUAAGCUGAUCAACCUGAAGCUCUUAGCUGAUGAAGCGCUGCAGAAAUGCAGAGACAAGGGGUUCCCAGUACAGAGGUGUAUAAUGCUGAAGCACUUGUCCAAAGAAGCCGAUGAGACUCCUCUGGGCUCUCAGUCUCCUCCAGCCAAGCGAUCCUGCCCGGAUCUGCAGCAGGACAAACAAACAGGCAGAGUAAAGAAAACACGUCCUGUCCCGCAGGUCCCGUGGAACCCUGAGGUGGACUUGUGUUGGCACACUCUGGUACGCGGAGCUUCAGAUGAGUGUGAACCCGAGUGGUGCGAGUCUGAAGAUCAACUCUUCAUCCUCUACACCAGCGGCUCAACCGGCAAACCAAAGGGAGUUCUUCACACAGUCGGCGGCUACAUGCUCUACACCGCCGCCACCUUCAAACUGGUGUUCGACUACCAGCCUGACGACAUCUACUGGUGCACGGCGGACAUCGGCUGGAUCACCGGACACUCCUACAUCACGUACGGCCCGCUGGCCAACGGGGCCACCAGCGUCCUGUUCGAGGGCCUGCCUACUUACCCAGAUGUCAGUCGUAUGUGGGAGAUUGUGGACAAAUAUCACGUGACCAAGUUCUACACGGCUCCGACCGCCAUCAGGCUGCUGAUGAAGUACGGCAGCGAGCCGGUGCAGAAGUAUAAACGAGAGUCUCUGAAGGUUUUGGGGACGGUGGGAGAACCGAUCAACCCUGAGGCCUGGCAGUGGUACUACACCGUGGUGGGAGAGAAGAGGUGUCCCAUCGUCGACACUUUCUGGCAGACGGAAACUGGUGGACAUGUGUUGACUCCUUUACCUGCAGCCACACCCAUGAAACCUGGAUCAGCUACGUUCCCGUUCUUCGGAGUGGUGCCGGCGAUCUUGAAUGAGUCCGGAGAGGAGCUGGAGGGGCCGAGUGAAGGAUACCUGGUGUUCAAACAGCCGUGGCCCGGCGUGAUGAGGACGGUGUACGGAAACCAUCAGAGGUUCGAAACCACCUACUUCAAGAAGUUCCCGGGAUACUACGUGACGGGAGACGGUUGCCGCAGAGACAAGGAUGGAUACUAUUGGAUAACAGGGAGGAUAGACGAUAUGCUAAAUGUCUCAGGUCACUUGUUGAGUACGGCGGAGGUGGAGUCGGCUCUUGUAGAGCACGAGGCCGUCGCCGAGGCUGCCGUGGUGGGCAGACCUCAUCCCGUCAAAGGAGAGAGUCUGUACUGCUUCGUAACUCUCAAUGAUGGAGUGAAGUACAACCGCACGCUGGAGGCAGAACUGAAAAAACAAGUACGGGAGAAGAUCGGUGCCAUCGCGACACCAGACUACAUCCAGGAAGCUCCAGGACUCCCCAAGACCCGAUCUGGGAAGAUCAUGCGACGGGUGCUCCGCAAAAUCGCCUGUGACGAGCGAGACAUGGGCGACAUCUCCACGCUGGCCGACUCCUCGGUUGUCGAGCAGCUCUUCCAGAACAGAUGCUGCACCGGCGUGUGACGGGCCUCGUCUGGAUGAUCUUUGCCGGAAGGCUCCGACUGCAGCCGCACACCAGCGGCCACAAAGCCAACCAGGGAAGAAGAGGAGGAAGAGGGGGAGGAGGAAUUCAGUGAACUCGGUCUUGUCCAACAAACAACCUUUAGCUCCUGAUGGUGUGAACGCAUGGUCCUUAGAUGUAAGAACUAACAUGUUAGAUUACUGCUCAUAUUUCACACUUUAAGUGUGUUGGCUUAAAUGUUUUUUUUAAAAAGAGAGCAAGAAGCCAGAGGUUGUUUCCAUGACAAAGAGUAACACUUCACCUGGUUUUAUCCCAGAGAUUCAGCCAGUAACACACAGCAAUCUGCUACAUUCAUAUUUGUUCAGUGCUGAGUUUGUACGCUGGAAUAAGGCGAAUGUGAAGUGCUACCUGUAACACGUUGUCUCCUCCCCUCACUCGCUGCCAUAGUACCGUUACGUACACUGAUAAUUAGCUAAAUCUAAGAAAACAAAACAUUUCUACUAGCUCUAAUUUCUAUUGUAAUUUUUUUUUUAUAUGUAGAUUUGUGUCUUUGUUUUUAUUCAGACUGAUUUUUGACAUAGGAUUUGUUGGGUAUUUCUGUUUGUAUGUUCUUUUUCUUUGUUAGGCUCUUCUGUCAGUCUGCUGGAAACUGUUCAACCUCCACAUUUCUCAGGACAACACAAAACAAAAACGCCACCCUAAACCAGCUGCAGGCCUGAUGUUGAAAAGGGAAAAAAAAACGUGAUUUGUCGUACAUCUCCCAAUAAGUUUGAAUUGUUUUAUAAUUUAGUCUUGUCCGCUUUAAGUUGUGUGGACUCAAAAUAAGGUACCUAACGGCUGGAAUUAUCUCAAAGUAUGAUUUUGAAUCUGGUUUAAAAAAUAAUCAGUUUGUGGAGCUAGAAUCUGUGUGGCUCAUGAUAUGGUACAUUAAAAAUGAUAUUUAAGAUAUUUAAUCGGUUAAGAAACCAUCAUUGUUGUCGGUAUUCACAGCUUUAUUCCUGUUGUCAUCUUAAAGGAUAAGGCAAGCGUAAAUUUUUAUUCUCGUUUCAUGAAAAGUUCAAAACCAACAACGUUUUUGUUUUCAUCACCUGCUGAACACAAAUAUAUCAGACAUCCUGUGAAAACUGUCAUCGUGUCGCACACAAAACGUUCUGCACAGACACAUCUGUAAGAAAGUUAAUAGUAAUUCACAUAAUUUGAUCGGCAUCGUAUCAUUUUAAACACGUUGAAAAAGUAUUAGCACCUUUUGACAACUGCUCGUCAAGCACAGCACGUGUUAACGGAUACAUUCAUUGUUGGUUUGAGUCUUUUCAUGAGAUUUAUUGACAAGCAAGAAAAAUCUCACCAGAUUUCCUCCAUCUUUUAUUUUAUUUUUUUAUUUUAGAUAUUGGAAAAAGAAAAAUGCCCGUCACGCUCUGUGUUCAAAGCCGGUCUGUGGAUUAAAAAUCAGCCGACGUCCAGAUUGAACCGAUUUGGGUCUUGAAAGGUUUCCGCUGUUCUGUUGUCUGUGAUUCGACUUUAUUUGAGUGACAUGAUGAACCAGAAGCAGGAACUUGUGCAGGUUUCAUCAGCGUUUUAUUAUUUGCUCUUUGUGUGUCUUUAUGUGCCAACAUGAGCGACAGUGGAGCUGGGUGUACAAAGCUAAUCAUUGCAUCUAAUGUUUUAAAAAAGAAAAAGUGCAGCUGCUUAUUCUGAUUUUGUCUGUCUGACCCUUGGGUGAAGGAAAGAGAAUGUUCCUGUUUUUUUUUGUUUUGUUUAUUUUCCUGUUUGUAUCAUGUGUAUGCAAAUGACAGUAAAAGGACUUGACUGCUGCCUUUCA